Molecule: messenger RNA, 693 nt
Organism: Vigna angularis (adzuki bean)
Lineage: Eukaryota; Viridiplantae; Streptophyta; Magnoliopsida; Fabales; Fabaceae
Product: protein GLUTAMINE DUMPER 5-like
Exons: 2
Coding region: 199-672 (157 amino acids)
Biological process (GO): regulation of amino acid export
Source: RefSeq, a predicted model, not a curated record
GGUGUCCAUAACCACCUAUAAAAAAACCCCUCAAUUAGUUCCAGAGCAGUAACAAGAAAAAAAAGUUAAAGAUAGAACUUAGAAGUUUGGUUGAGUUGUGUAGAAAAAACAGAGUCUGGUUGAGUAGAUAUAUAUAGAAUAUAACUGCUGUUGAAUCUCUAUUUGUGUGCGAAAAAUGUUUGAGGAUUGAGUGAUAAAAUGAACGAGACGAUGGCUAACAAUGAAACCGGGAGGUACGAAUGGUGGAACUCUUCGGCUUCGUUUCUGUACGGUGGUCUUGCACCGAUUUUUGGAGUGAUUGGUUUGGCGUUGUUGGUGGUGGUGUGUUCGCGGUGUCGAAGGUCUGAUUCUGAAAGAGAGGCUGAGAUGAACCUGAGAAGAGGAGUAACAGCAACAGUAGCAGUGGCAGAAAUUGAAGAAGGACCUAACAUUUUGGUAAUCGUAGCUGGAGAAAACCACCCAACGCAUUUGGCCAAGCCUCUCCCUUCCACUCACAACCAGUCCAUCGGAAUCUCACUAGAACUGUGGACGAGAAAGAAGAUGUUUUGUUCUGGGUCUAGCGGUGAAGAAGAAAUGGCGAUAAAGCGACGGUUCUCGUUGACGCCGUUGAUGGUCAAGACCCAUCAAGGUCUCGUCGGAACUAUGGGGAGAAAGAAAAUGCUCUGGGUUUGACAGUGAAGAGGAAAUGGCGGU